Molecule: messenger RNA, 2799 nt
Organism: Nematocida major
Lineage: Eukaryota; Fungi; Microsporidia
Exons: 1
Coding region: 1-2799 (932 amino acids)
Biological process (GO): signal transduction
Source: RefSeq, a predicted model, not a curated record
AUGGCGGCCUCUGGAUUAAAAGUAUUUAUAGACGAAAAAAAUCACAAGUCAAUGAUACAAGGAAAAAGGUCCUCUAGAAGAAAUCAUGAAUUUCUUGCGCAGGUUUUCAGCGCACAUAGCAAAACAUUCCCAUCCUUCCGGGUGGGUGCUAGAUACUUGGAAAACAGAAGGAGCGCACACAAGCAUAUUUCGUUCGAGGAAAGCAUAGAGACGGCUGUGGGUAGGAUAGUUAAAGCGAGUACUGACCACCCCCAAGUCCUUUUCUACUCCAUGGCUGUUCUGAUGUGCCAGAUCGCAGUGAACUUCUUUAUUCUUUCCAAUAGAGAAAAGCACGAUCUGUAUCAGGAUAUUUUGUUCACGUGGGACGUCAUAGAAAGAUACGCUAUUGACUCGUGCCCAGAAUUAAAUGGGGAUUUUUUCGAAAAUCUUAUGAAAGCAGUCUUUGGCAUAGGAAAGGACUCUAUUGAAGAAGAAGGCUCGCCUGGGAUGGUGUGGAAAAUGCACGAUGCAAUGAAGCACUGGGCCCCCCGCCUUUUAGGAGGCUCUGACCAGGAGGGAACUUCUGUUCACGGAAUGGAGUACUCUGAGCUGCUGGAAAAGUUUGAAGAGCUUGCAAAGCAGGACGGGCGCGUAAUUGCCAGCAUGCAGAACACAGGAGCGUGGACCAUGAUCCGGGAGCUGUACAUGCAGACCAUGAACAGAGUGGGGGCAGCGCCUUCGUCUGUGCAGGAGACAAUUCUUGUGCUGCAAAUAGACAAGGCGUGCCGAGACUACUCGCCGUCAUUGGUGAUUGGCGGAGGAGUGGUUGGCUCUCUUCGGAUAACCCGGUCGCAGUACCUGGAGAAUGUCCUGGGAGAAGCAAUCCGGCUGCCAGAAAAGUACCCGAUACAGGCUAUUUUGAGCGCUGCAAAGACGUAUGAGUAUGCGCCGCUUCUGUACGCUGCUCGGGCGCGCAUGCAGGAAAAAGGGGCAACAAAGGAGGAUGUCUCCCUGUUUAGCCAGCUUAUUUCUCUGGACUUGCACGAGCCUGCAAGCAUGAGCGAGGCCACCCGAGAAAAGGCGAAGAUUCUGAACGAGGAGUCCGAGAAAAUGAGCAACACAAUGCUUUUGGAGAUGUCUGCGUACCCGUGCAAGAAGAGGGAGAGUGACUUGGUCAAAAAGAAAAUGAUGUCUGCGUACAAGGCCAUGCUUGCCAGCAAGUGGACUCUUUUGCAGACGGAGUCGGCCGAGCAGGUGGAAAAGGCGCAUGCUCUAGUGGAGAAGUGCAGCGAGGCGUGGAGAAAAGUGAUGGGGGCGAUGGCAGAGGAAGAGAAGAGUGCUUCGAGCGAAGAGCCGCAGCAUCUUCCGAUUGAGUGCAGUGAGGGCACAGACUCUGCCUGCAAAGAGCCUUCUGAAGAAAUAAAGCCGUCUGCAUUUGUCCCUGAAAAUAUGCAGGAAAUCAAAACAAAAGCAGAGGUGGAGGAGAAGUCUGGCAGUAAAGAGUCUCCGCACUUUAUAAACACGAAUGUGCAGGGCGCGGUGCAGGCCCCAGCAAGCACGCAGAGCCAGAAGAGUCUGGGGGUCGGGCAGUCGCCAAAAGAGCAGAUGUGCUCGGACGCGAGAUGCAGGGUGUUCAGAACCCGAGUGGACGACAGCCACUUGCUUGAGGUGAGCGACGCAUUCAGCCCGGAGGAGGAAGCGAAGAAAAACUGCAACAGAGUGGAGGAGCUGAAGAGCUACUUUGGGGGACUGAAGUACGCUUGCUUCUACACGAAGAGCAUGCACGAUGGGAUGAAGAACCUGUUCAAAACAAACCCGCAGGUGUACAAGAGCCUGAAGCCGCUGUACAGCGAAGAGUUCAACAAGGCCAUCUCGCGGGACUACAUUCGGGUGGCGCGAAAGAGCCUCUUCAGGGACGCGUACAUCGAGCUCAUUGGAGCACGGAAAAACAGCGAAAUCAUCAACCAGAUGCGAGACGAAGUCAUUUUUCUGAAGUACAUGGAUACCCUGCAGAACCAGGUUUUGGAGCUUGUGAUAGCCCAGGAAAAACCCAAGCACCUGGAGCAGCAGGUCAAGGCCCGGGUGAAGCCAAAGCCGACCUUUUUCCAGCGAAUUAUGAAGAAGGUGCGGAGCUUCAUGGGCUCGUGCAUUGAGAAGCCACAGCCUCUUCCAAGCAUAGAGGAGGAGAUGGAAAGAUGGGAGACUGCCAGAAGAAAGAGCCUGAAGGAGGAAAUUGUUCUCACCAAGAACACGUCGGAACGAGUUUCCCAGGGCUUCCUUAACGUGUCAAAGGCGCUGGUCGAUCUGAUCAAGUACACAAAUGGGUAUGUAUACAGAAAAAACCCAGACACCAUCGACGUAAAGGAAAGAUACGCGCGGUGGAUAGUGGAAGAGCAGCCCGUGGACUACGAGGCUGUGAAAAGCAACCCAGACGAGCUCCGGGCGCUUUCCAUGGUUUUCAACAGAUACAUUCGAGAGUACGACGGCGGAAUUGUGUCAAAGUACUUGUACAUUGCCAUUGCAGAGCGGGCAAAGAAAGUUCCGCUGGAGAAAAUAGACUACGGGCUGGGCCUGAUAAUGAUGGCCACAAUGGGGUCUACCUCCAUAUGGAUACUGAAGCAUGUGAUAUACACAAUUGAAAAAGUGGCAGAGUACGAAAAGACAAACUUUGUCUCCUACCAAAGCAUAGUGAACGUGGUCGCUCCGAACCUCCUUGCGGACGAUGUGCCAUACACACUCGACACUUUUUCCAUCGCACUGGACAUCGCGCACUCGCUUUUUGCGGUGGCCAGGAAUGUGUCCUUCAUAGAAACCUUCUGA